GGAAGUUCCAGCCAUGGCGCCACCUAUCGCGCCAUUUUGCCUUGUAGUUGUCUCAACGAUGGGCAGCGAGGAAGCAGACGCGCGCAAUGCACAUCCUACUAUCAUGGCUGAUUCAUGCGACCCCACAACAUGCAUAGAACAGCAACACAGAAGGACCAAGCGACAGACAUAUCUUUGAAACCCAAUGCACAUCCUUAACUUGCUCUCCUUUGCCUGUGCACUUGCGGCGCCUUGUAUUGCUGCGAUCCAGUCCCCGUUCACGACCAAGGAAAGAGGCGAAGAUGAGGGCUACAACUUCAAAUACCCCAUACGCAAGGUUGCCAUCGUCGGCGCGGGACCCAGCGGCCUCAUCGCAUACCGCGAGCUCACCGAAGUUAGUCUGCAAGUCCGCGUGUUUGAGCGGGACAACGUGCCCGGUGGGAACUGGCACUACACCGAGGACCCGCCACGCGACGCGCCCGUGCCUAAUGCGCCAGUGUCGCUCGCGGACUUUGUGCCGUCGCUACCGCCCCCGGGCGUCGUUCUGCCGUACUCUGAGAUAUAUGAGAACGGAGAAGGGGAGGAUGAAUGGAGGUAUUUUAGAGGGCCGAGUCCGGUGUGGGAGUCGCUGAAGUCGAAUGCGCCUGCACCUCUGCAACAGAUUCCCGAUUUCCCUUGGCCAGCUGGAACUCAGUGGGAGCUGACCCAACGGCAACUUCAAAGCUACAUGCGUGCUUUUGCCUCGCUCCAUGGCGCCAACAGCAACGACGAUAACCCCUCGUUCGCAUACAACACCCGCGUCGAGCUCAUCGAGAAGCGCCUCAAUGAUGCAGGCGAAGAGGAAGGCUGGCGUCUCUGGCUGAAAGAACUAGUACCUGACCUGGCAUCGGGCAAAACAAGAGCAACUUGGUGGACCGAGGAAUUUGAUGCAGUCAUCGUCGCGUCGGGGCGGUACAACGCGCCGUACAUGCCCGACAUCCCUGGCCUUGCCGAGUGGAAAGCGCGCUUCUCUCACCAGCUUGCGCACUCGCGUUCGUACAGGCGCCCCGAGUCGCUGGACAACAAGACAGUGCUCAUUGUCGGCGCGCAGACGAGCGGGGCAGAAAUAUCGCGUGACAUCAACAAGCACGCGAAGCAGGUGCUACAGUCGAUCAAGGCUCAUCCUGAUGAGCAUAAGGACAUCUCUGCAGUCGGUCUCCUCGCUCGCCUUCCCCGAAACACGACGAUCGUGCCCGAGAUCAAGCAGUUUCUCCCGCUAGAAGACGGUUCAACGCUCGAGAGCUCGAAGAUCGAGCUGGUCAAUGGCACGAUCUUGACAGGCAUCGACCACAUCAUCUUCGCCACAGGGUACCGCUACUCAUAUCCGUUCCUUCCGCAGUACUACAACGAGUCCGUCUAUGUGCCUCGCGAGGGCGCAAGCGACAAGGCUGUACCUUUUAUAGCGCUGAGUGGGGAAUACCUGCGCGACUUGCAUCUGGACUUGUUCUAUAUUCGAGACCCGACGUUGGCGUUUUUGAGCAUCACAUUCCGCAUGCAAACGUUCACGUACUGCGGCUACCAGAGUCUUGCGCUCGCCAAAGUGUGGACGGGCACGGCCAAGUUGCCGGAUACGGACACGAUGUGGGAGAUGUACGAUGAUCUUGUGAAGGAAAGGGGAGGAAUUGGGAAGACGCUUCCGUACCUCGGCCCUGGGCAACAUGAGGGGAUGCGACGUCGCUAUAUUGGCUGGCUGAACGAGGCUGCGAACAAGUAUGGAGGGAAACAGAUUGACGGUGUUCCGAAGUAUACCGAUGAAGUCGGGAGGUAUUGGUGGGCUGCGCAAUAUGGUGUUCCCUUGAAUGGUGAAGAGAGUGCUUUGUCCGCUUAUAUGGCUGGUUUCGGUGGGUUGGAUCUCUUCGCCGAGGGUGAGAGCCAGCAAAACAUUAUCGAUGCACUGUGGGAUGUCGACUGGUAAUUGGAAAUCGUAAUAUUCCUGACUCGGUUGGAAGGAAACACUAUAACAUGGCCUCGGUGUAUACAUUUUGAUCGUUGGGAGUCAUGAAAUCACGUUGC
Messenger RNA from Coniophora puteana RWD-64-598 SS2, 2031 nucleotides. Its product is annotated as FAD/NAD(P)-binding domain-containing protein. Bases 185 to 1933 code for a protein of 582 amino acids. The transcript is spliced from 14 exons. The record is from RefSeq and is a predicted model, not a curated record. NCBI's taxonomy places the organism in Eukaryota, Fungi, Basidiomycota, Agaricomycetes, Boletales, Coniophoraceae. Gene Ontology annotation, molecular function: N,N-dimethylaniline monooxygenase activity; flavin adenine dinucleotide binding; NADP binding.